Molecule: messenger RNA, 1288 nt
Organism: Panicum virgatum (switchgrass)
Lineage: Eukaryota; Viridiplantae; Streptophyta; Magnoliopsida; Poales; Poaceae
Product: protein NETWORKED 3C-like
Exons: 3
Coding region: 225-1025 (266 amino acids)
Molecular function (GO): actin binding
Source: RefSeq, a predicted model, not a curated record
CACCCCCCCCCCCCCUCUCUCCUAGAAACUUCUCGAUUUGGUUGAUCGAUUCUGCCAUCCCGCCUCGCGCGGCGUGGUUCACGGGGGCCGGGGUCGGAGGUAGUAGCGGUUCUGUUGUGUGCGUUGAGUGGCGCGGCCUGGUUGCCUCUUGCCGCGCCGAUGGGAUUGUGCGGAUGAAUCUGUAACUGCAACCUCUCAUCACUUCCGGUAAGUCAGAAGACAAGAUGAUGCACAAGGAGCUGCCACAGGCAUGGUGGUUUGGCAGCCACAACCUAGCAAGGCCAUCUCCAUGGCUGAACAACACACUUUCAGAGCUGGAUGACAAGACCAUGCAAAUGCUGAAGCUGAUCGACCAAGACGCGGACUCGUUUGCACAGCGUGCUGAAAUGUACUACAAGAAGCGGCCCGUGCUAGUGGACUUGCUUGGCGACCUGUACCGCACGCACCGCUCGGUGGCAGAGCAGUAUGACCUGCUGAAACAUGGCAGCGGCACACGCCAAACAGUGUUUGGCCUUUCUUCCUGCACACAGAGCCGGUCUCAGGCGUCGUCCACGAACGGCAAGACGACGCCUCGCUCCUCUUGCUCUGUCUCCAUGUAUGACUCGGAGUCUGAGGUCGAUGACCCCGAGCAAGAAGACGAGGGAGCGCAGGCAGAGCUGAUGCGUGCGGAGGCCAUCAAGAUGGAGUCGGCCUUUCAGGAACAGCAGCGGCAGGUUGAGCUGAUGCGCGUGGAGAUCGAAAGGCUGAAGGAGCAGAAUGCGGCGCUGCAGAAGGCGGAGGAGGAGAACGCGGAGCUGAAGGCGGAGCUCGCCGGGAAGGACGAGGAGAAGAGGGAGGUCAUCAGGCAGCUCGCGUCGUCCAUGGACAUGAUGAGGGAUGAGAACCUGACGCUGCGUGAGCACAUCAGGGGAUCUAAGCAUUCGUCCACCCGCGCGUUUGAUCUCAAGAAGGCGGCCAAGGAUCUCUUCUCCGCGAGGCUGUUCACCGCGCACUGCAAGCCAACGGGCCCCAUCGUCGCCCUCUGAAGGGAGGUCGGGUGCAGCAGGAUGAAGGAGAGUGAAAACAGCAUGAAUCUCACAUUUGUUGUAGAUCAUGUGCAUAUUGAGGAUGGUGUACUACCCUGUCCGUUUCUGUUCAUGUUCAGGUUUAGCAACUAGAGAGAGGAUUCGUUUUAACCAGUGCUUUGGCACCUGUAUUUACAUCUGUGGUGGUAGUUAAUUACAGUUAUAUGUUCAGCCAUAUGGCGUUAACUAUAGCUAAAUGGAGUAUUGGCACCUGUAUUUACAUC